This is a messenger RNA of Colletotrichum chrysophilum, 1797 nucleotides long. It is a transcript of the gene CLA4, whose product is annotated as Protein kinase. Gene Ontology annotation, biological process: lysyl-tRNA aminoacylation. The transcript is spliced from 7 exons. Bases 1 to 1797 code for a protein of 598 amino acids. Gene Ontology annotation, molecular function: ATP binding; tRNA binding; lysine-tRNA ligase activity. Gene Ontology annotation, cellular component: cytosol; cytoplasm. NCBI's taxonomy places the organism in Eukaryota, Fungi, Ascomycota, Sordariomycetes, Glomerellales, Glomerellaceae. The record is from RefSeq and is a predicted model, not a curated record.
AUGGCCGACUCCAGCGCCCCCGAACCCCCCACCGAGCAGGUGGCCAAGCUUCUGCUUGACGAGGUCACCGGCGAGAUGAUCUCCAAGACCGAGCUUAAGAAGCGCCAGAAGGCCCGUGAAAGGGAGGCUCAGAAGGCUGCCAAGGCCGCCGCCGCCCCUCCUAAGCCUGCUGCUGCUAAGAAGGGCAACGCUGAGGCCGACGAGAAGAACCUCGACCCCAGCCAGUACUUUGAGAACCGAUCUCGCACCAUCAACAAGCUGCGCGAGACCAAGUCUCCCAACCCCUACCCCCACAAGUUCCACACCGACUACGAUCUGCGCAAGUUCACCAGUGACUUCGGACACCUCAAGUCCGGCGAGAGCGACAAGUCCAAGGUCAUCCGUGUUGGUGCCCGUAUCUACAACAAGCGUGCCUCCGGCAACAAGCUCUUCUUCUACGAUGUCCGCGCCGAGGGCGUCAAGGUCCAGGUCAUGGCUCAGGCGCAAGAGGUCGCCGAGGGCACACCGUCGUUCGAGGAUCAGCACCUGCACCUUCGCCGAGCACCCAAGUCCAAGAUCGAGAAGGGCGAGGAGGGUGAGCUCUCCAUCUUCGCCACGGAGUUCAUUCUCCUGACCCCCUGCUUGCACACCCUGCCCGACGAGUACUACGGUUUCAAGGACCACGAGGAGCGCCACCGCAAGCGUUACCUCGACCUGAUCAUGAACGAGAAGAGCCGACAGAUCCUCAUCGCCAGAUCCAAGAUCGUUACAUACAUCAGAAGGUACUUUGACGACAGGGAUUUCGUCGAAGUCGAGACCCCUAUGAUGGGUCCCAUUGCUGGUGGUGCCACCGCCAAGCCCUUCAUCACCCACCACAACGACUUGGACAUGCAAAUGUUCAUGAGAAUCGCCCCCGAGCUUUACCUCAAGGAACUCGUUGUUGGCGGUCUCCACCGCGUCUACGAGCUUGGCCGCCAGUUCCGCAACGAGGGCAUUGAUCUCACCCACAACCCCGAAUUCACCACCUGCGAGUUCUACCAGGCUUUCGCCGAUGUCUACGACCUCAUGAAGACAACCGAGGAGCUCGUCUCCGGCCUUGUCAAGCACCUCACCGGCGGCUACAAGACCAAGUUCCACACCCAACACGGAGAGGUCUACGAGGUCAACUGGGAGGCCCCCUGGAAGCGCUUCGAGAUGAUUCCCGAGCUUGAGAAGGCCACCGGCGAGAAGUUCCCCCCGGCCGACCAGCUCCACACCGCCGAGACCAACGAGUUCCUCCAGAAGGUCCUCAAGAAGAUGAAGCUCGAGUGCUCGCCGCCCCUGACCAACGCCCGCAUGAUCGACAAGCUUGUCGGCGAGUACAUUGAGGAGCAGUGCGUCAACCCCUGCUUCAUCUUUGGCCACCCGCAGGUCAUGUCGCCCCUUGCCAAGUACCACCGUGAAAUCCCCGGUCUUUGCGAGCGUUUCGAGGCCUUUGUGUGCAAGAAGGAGAUUGCCAACGCCUACACCGAGUUGAACGACCCCUUCGACCAGAGACUCCGCUUCGAGGAGCAGGCCAACCAGAAGGACCAGGGUGACGACGAGGCCCAGCUCAUUGACGAGAACUUCUGCAUGUCUCUCGAGUACGGUCUGCCUCCUACCGGAGGAUGGGGUAUGGGUAUCGACAGAAUGGUCAUGUUCUUGACCGAUAACUACAGUAUUCGUGAGGUCCUUGCCUUCCCCUUCAUGAAGGAGGAGAAGCAGGCGGAGAAGAAGGCCUCCGCCGCGGAGGUCGUUGGCGUCAAGCCCGUCCCUGAGGAGGGUAUUGCCCACAAGUAG